Messenger RNA from Fusarium oxysporum Fo47, 1146 nucleotides. RefSeq lists its product as uncharacterized. Lineage: Eukaryota; Fungi; Ascomycota; Sordariomycetes; Hypocreales; Nectriaceae. The record is from RefSeq and is a predicted model, not a curated record. Gene Ontology annotation, molecular function: zinc ion binding; oxidoreductase activity. The transcript has 2 exons. The coding region runs from base 1 to 1146 and encodes 381 amino acids.
AUGGUGUCCACCAACCUCACACUCCCUGCCACCAUGCGGGCUCUCCUGCUCACAGGUCUAUACAACGUUACCGUCCAGGACGUUGCAGUCCCACAGCUCGUCUCUCCAACUGACGCCAUCGUCAAGUUGACCACCGCUGGUAUCUGCGGGUCGGAUCUUUAUGCCUAUCGAGGAUUCGGCUCAGAUCAGGACCCUUACGUUCUUGGACAUGAGGGCAUUGGCUACGUUGUACAAACUGGUAGUGGCGUAUCUAGCGUGUCUGUCGGAGACUAUGUUGUCAUUCCUGAUAACUUUCACCACGGACAGCUGGAGAUGCAGCCUACGUUUCCGAUAUCCUAUGGAGGCGGAGUGCAAUCUCCUGGGGUAUCAGGACUCCAAGCUGAGUACGCUAUCGUCAAGGCAGCCGAUGCUAAUCUAUUCCGCCUUCCCAUCCACCGGAAUGAGACCAAUGAGACCCUCGAGCAGAGUUACCUCAUGACAGGAGAUAUUUUCUCCACCGGAUGGACAGCAAUCACCUGGUCUGGCUUCGAACCCGGCGAUUCAGUUGCCGUCUUUGGCGCAGGUCCUGUUGGUCUGAUGGCAACAUACAGCGCUCUACUCCGCGGCGCCUCUUGCGUUUACACCGUAGACCACGUCCAAGAACGUCUUGAUGUCGCCAAGUCCAUCGGAGCCAUACCCAUCAACUUUGUGGAAUCCGACCCCGUCACCCAGAUCCAGAAGCUCGAACCUGCUGGUGUGAAACGAGCUGUGGACUGUGUCGGUCUGGAGGCUCUCAACAGCAGCCUCGCCUUUGAACCCUCAAUUAUCGUUCGGCAGAUGGUGAACGUGGCCGGCUUUGAAGGAGGACUGGGCCAGGUUGGAGUGCAUGCGUAUACACCUGGCACUCAAGCCGCUCUAGACCAUCCACAGCUCAGCGCUGACAUUACCUUUCCCGCCACGAGCUUCUGGACCAAGUCGCUUCGGCUGCAGGCUGGUAUUGUGCAGCCCUAUCGGAUCGCCCCGCAGCUCAUCAACCUGAUCUCCAGUGGCGUCGCGAAUACGAGUUUCAUAACGACGGCAGUGAUCAACAUUGAGGAUGCGCCUAAAUAUUACGAGCGGUUUAACCGUACGGAAGAGGUCAAGGUUCUGAUAUCGUUCUCUCGUUGA